Messenger RNA from Penicillium canescens, 633 nucleotides. RefSeq names its product DUF5321 domain-containing protein. Lineage: Eukaryota; Fungi; Ascomycota; Eurotiomycetes; Eurotiales; Aspergillaceae. The transcript has 2 exons. The record is from RefSeq and is a predicted model, not a curated record. The coding region runs from base 1 to 633 and encodes 210 amino acids.
AUGGUUGCAGCUUUCGGGUUUAGGUCCUUCCGGGCUGGACGACAGAUCAUUUCCUCUCCAUCUACAUUACUUGCUACUAGGCAAUCCUGCGCUCCCGCUGUGCGGUCAUAUUCGACCUCCGAUCACCUCCCGAAGAUCGCGGACACGUCAGUAUGGACGGCGAUGAUUCCUAGGUUUCUUCGGACUCGCCCGCGCAAGGAUCCUUCAAAGGAGAAAUCUAAGGAGUGGAAUCCCGCUACUUUCUACAUUAUUAUCUUUACUCUGAUCGGCUCGCAGGCCAUUCGCAUGAUCACGUUGAAGAACGGCUAUGCGGCGUAUACUCGGUCGACGGAUGCGAAAAUUGAACUUCUGCGAGAGGUGAUUGCGCGCACGAAGAACGGGGAGAAGGUCGAUGUGGAGAAGUUGCUUGGGACGGGCGAUGAGGCGAAGGAGAGAGAGUGGGAUGAUGUAUUGCGCGAGAUCGAGGCAGAAGAUUCCUUAUGGCAUCAGAAAGCUAGCGAGUCCAAGUCUGAGGAAUCCAAGACCGACAAGACCGAGAGAGCGCCCACAAAACCCGCACCUGCACAGCCUGCACAAGAGAAGGACUCUGAGACUACCAAUACGGGGUCGACACGGAAGCUCAGAUUCUACUGA